UAGGACUUUGGUUGUCAGCGGUGGAGCUGAGACUGCUGUUAGCAAAUUUGAGUCCCAGUAGAACAGGGGGAAGUCAUAAUGGAUUAUAGGAUCAUGUUUGAAGAUAUUUUUCCAAAAUCGACUUUAACGUUAUUGUUUGGGUUCAUCGUCACCCUAUUGGUCCUUGGUUUUCUUUACCCCAGCUUCAGUUUAAGACAAAGGAAGGAGCCCCCAGGACCCAGACCUCUUCCUCUGUUUGGAAACCUGUUUCAGUUGGAUCUAAAGAGGCUGGAUCAGAGUCUUUUAAAUCUGUCCAAGAAAUAUGGAUCAGUUUUUCAAGUCUUCUUAGGGCCAAAGAAAGUGGUGGUCUUGGCAGGGUACAGAACCGUCAAACAGGCGCUGGCCAAUUAUGCUGAUGAAUUUGGAAAUAGAGAAAUCACUCCCGUGUUUAAUGAUUUUACAGAGGGACAUGGUAUCCUUUUUUCUAAUGGAGAACCGUGGAAAGAAAUGAGACGUUUUGCUCUGACAACACUGAAGGAUUUUGGAAUGGGGAGAAAGAUGAGCGAAGAGAAAAUUAUUGAGGAAUGUGGUUACCUUAUUGAUGAAUUUGAACAGUUUGAAGGUAAAGCCUUCUACAAUGCCAAGGCAAUAAAUUACGCAGCGUCAAAUGUUAUAUCGGCUUUAAUGUUUGGAAAACGAUUUGAAUAUAAAGACGUGGUCUUCCAAGCAAUGGUCGAAAGAGACAAUGAGACAAUUCAUCUUACAGGAACAGCUUCCCUCCUGAUAUACAACCUUUGUCCCUGGCUUGGUCCCUUCCUGAAAAACUGGAGGGAUUUGAUCAAGAAUGUAGAGGAAGGUAAGACGGACUUGAGAACGAUAAUAAAGAACCUGAAAGAGACCCUGGACCCUGAGGUUUGCGGAUGCUUUGUUGAUGCUUUUCUGAUCCGUAAGAAGCAUCUGGAGGAUUCUGAAGUCUUGAAUCUCCACUACCAUGAUGAUAACCUCCUCUAUAGUGUAACGAAUCUGUUUGCAGCUGGGACUGACACCACUGCAACCACUCUGAAGUGGUGUAUCCUUUACAUGGCUAAGUUCCCUCAUAUCCAAGAACGGGUUCAAGAGGAGCUGAGCAGGGUGAUUGGAAGUCGACAGGUACAAACAGAGGACAGGAAGAACUUACCGUACACAGACGCUGUUAUCCACGAGUCGCAGAGGUUUGCCAACAUUGUUCCAAUGGCCCUUCCUCAUACAAUAAGCACUGAUAUUAUCUUCCAGGGCUAUUUUAUUAAAGAGGGAACAACUGUGUUUCCUCUUCUUACUUCUGUCCUCUAUGAUGAGGCUGAGUGGGAGAAUCCCCACAGCUUCAACCCUUCUCAUUUCCUGGACAGUGCUGGGAUGUUCAUUAGGAGAGAUGCCUUCAUGCCCUUUUCUUCUGGUCGCAGGGCAUGCCUUGGAGAGAGUUUGGCCCGAAUGGAACUCUUCCUCUUUUUCACCUCCCUUCUUCAGCAUUUUAGUUUCACUCCUCCUCCCGGAGUCUCAGAGGAUCAGUUGGAUUUAACACCAGUUGUUGGGAUCACUCUUGCUCCUAAACCUCAACAGCUGUGCGCUAUCCGUCGUCACUGAGAAGAAGAGUUGAGAUUGCUAAUAUUUUCUUCUAUUUUAGAGCUAAAGGGCAGAAUUAUUGUAGAACAUAAGAAAAUUCAGCUUCUGAUUUUUUUCAAAUGUUAAUCAUUAAGCCUUUGAAUCAGUUACUUCUCAGAUUUCUCUAUUCUAAGUAAUUUUACAGACUUUUUUAUAUACACUCACAUGUGUAGUAAACAAGGUUUUAGAUAUUGAGAACAAUAACGCUAAUCCACAUGUAAAAAGGUGUCAAAAGAACUUUAACUUCAAGGCUUUCAAUUGUCUGUCUUCUGAAGGUUUACCUCUUAUAUUCUGUUGUAUCAAUAGAUUUAAAGUCUGGUUAGGUGAUUGACUGGGCCAUUCUAUAGCAGCUUUUAUUUCUAUAUCCAAAGUUGGGGACUAUCACAGGUGGUCAUCAUCAUUUUAUUCUCAGAUUUUUACUAUGAAUGAUGCAAAUUUACCCAUCCAUC
Cyprinodon variegatus (sheepshead minnow) is the source of this 2066-nucleotide messenger RNA. Its product is annotated as cytochrome P450 2K1-like. The transcript has 9 exons. The coding region runs from base 79 to 1599 and encodes 506 amino acids. Lineage: Eukaryota; Metazoa; Chordata; Actinopteri; Cyprinodontiformes; Cyprinodontidae. Gene Ontology annotation, biological process: xenobiotic metabolic process. The record is from RefSeq and is a predicted model, not a curated record. Gene Ontology annotation, molecular function: iron ion binding; oxidoreductase activity, acting on paired donors, with incorporation or reduction of molecular oxygen, reduced flavin or flavoprotein as one donor, and incorporation of one atom of oxygen; heme binding. Gene Ontology annotation, cellular component: cytoplasm; intracellular membrane-bounded organelle.